Messenger RNA from Suricata suricatta (meerkat), 1428 nucleotides. Its product is annotated as endogenous retrovirus group K member 10 Gag polyprotein-like. The transcript has 2 exons. The record is from RefSeq and is a predicted model, not a curated record. Gene Ontology annotation, biological process: viral process. Gene Ontology annotation, molecular function: zinc ion binding; nucleic acid binding. Lineage: Eukaryota; Metazoa; Chordata; Mammalia; Carnivora; Herpestidae. Bases 1 to 1428 code for a protein of 475 amino acids.
AUGGUUACUUCUCACCUCGAAAAAGGGGAAAAAAUUAUGUCUGCAUCGAGAGGGCCAUCUAGGGCCCCCUCGGAGGUGGGAUCAUGUGACAAUAAAGAGGCCCCGAAGGAGGAAGGAGCCGUCUUGAUUCCUUCUCAGUGCCACGUGGAGACAAAGGAAUCUUUUGUAGCUCUUGGGGCAAAACCAAAAGACACUCCACAAGUUGAGAAAGAGAAACCAAAACAGGCGGAGAGCCUCUAUCCCGCCUUGGAAGGGAUAAAAUAUUCCGAACCGGAGGACUCCGAGCUGGAGGACUUGCCCCAGUCAGAUUGGGAUGAUCUAGAAGAAGAAGCGGCCAAAUAUCAUAACCCUGACUGGCCGCCGAUGGCAGACCCUCAGAACCUUAACAAUGUUAUUAGACAAUGGACUCCUGUAAAUUUUAAGGUUAUAAAAGAAUUAAAAUUGACAGUAUCUCAGUACGGUAGUGGAGCACCUUACACUAUCGCGUUAUUGGAGUCCCUCACUGUCACCUGGCUGACGCCCUCCGAUUGGCAAACAGUCUGUAAAGCAGUAUUAAGUGGGGGCGAUUAUCUGCUUUGGAAAAGUGAAUAUGCUGAUUUCUGUAGAGAUACAGCCAGAAGAAAUAUGCAGGCUAAUAAUGGAAUCACUCUCGACAUGUUAUUGGGAGAAAAUGAUUUCUCGGCCAUCAACACUCAGGUUUUAUUGCCUGAUGCUGCAUUCGCUCAGAUACAAGCGGCCGCCAUGAGGGCCUGGAGAAAAAUUCCAACAAAAGGAGAUGUAACUGCAGGCCUUGCUAAUAUUAGACAGGGCCCUGAUGAGCCAUUUGCAGAUUUUGUGCAUCGCCUGCUAACCGCAGCAGGAAGGAUUUUUGGCAGCCCUGAAGCCGGUACUGAAAUGGUCAAACAGUUGGCCUUUGAAAAUGCUAAUUCUGCCUGCCAAGCAGCCAUUCGCCCUUACAAGAGAAAGACUGAUCUAUCAGGGUAUAUCCGUCUUUGUGCAGACAUUGGCACAAGCUAUGUUCAGGGGCUAGCUCAAGCUGCGGCAUUAAGGGGACAAACUCUACAAGAGUUUUUAGUUUCAAAAGGGAAAGGCAAUUGUUUCAAAUGUGGCAAGUCAGGACAUUUCGCCAGGGAUUGUAAAGAAGACCAAACCCAAAAUAAAGGCGGUACCCCCACUCCCCGGCUAUGUCCACGCUGCCGGAAGGGCAAGCGCUGGGCUAAUGAAUGCCGUUCUAAAAGAGAUGCAGACGGCAACUCUCUCCCUCCGUCGCAGGGAAACAAGGGGAGGGGCCAACCCCAGGCCCCGAAAGGGCAGCAAGCCUAUGGGGCAAUCAAAUUCAUCCCGUCAAACAAUCCAUUUCAGACCUCUGGAGAGCAACCCCAGGGAGCGCAGGACUGGACCUCAGUUCCUCCUCCUUCACAGUCCUAA